Talpa occidentalis (Iberian mole) is the source of this 7436-nucleotide messenger RNA. It is a transcript of the gene TXNDC16, whose product is annotated as thioredoxin domain containing 16. Lineage: Eukaryota; Metazoa; Chordata; Mammalia; Eulipotyphla; Talpidae. Bases 177 to 2747 code for a protein of 856 amino acids. The transcript is spliced from 21 exons. The record is from RefSeq and is a predicted model, not a curated record.
GGCGAGCAGGGCACAGCCCCGCCUUUUUCCCUCUCUCGCGAGGAGGGAGCUGCCGGCCGCGCGCCCGCGGGGACCUUGCGGGUCCUCGCCGGUGGGUCUUGCCCGCAGGUGUCGGGCAGACAUACACCAGAUUCAAGACUUCAGCUAUUUUGAAAUCUUAUUGAGCAGAUGUUGACAUGACUCUAAUUCCCUGGGGUUCUCUAGAUAAUGUCCUAGGCAACAACACAGCAGUGAACAAAAAGACAAAAUUGCCCGUGCAUAUCCGACUACAGUUGAUGAUGUCUUCCAGCUUCAACGUUUUUAGAGUUGGCAUCUCCUUUGUUGUGAUAUGCAUAUUCUAUAAGUCAGCAGUAGACUCUCUACCAGAACUGAGUCCUCAGAAAUAUUUCAGUACGUUGCAAGCAGGGAAAGCCUCCUUAGCUUAUUUCUGUCAAGUCAAUUCUCCAAGUACCUCUAUUUUUCUGGAAGAACUGAAUAAGGCUGUUAAACCUCUCCAGGACUAUGGAAUUUCAGUUGCAAAGGUUAAUUGUGUUGGAGAAGAAACAUCAAGAUACUGUGGAAAAGAAAGUGAUUUGAUGAAAGCCUAUUUAUUCAGGGGCACCAUAUUACUCAGAGAAUUCCCUACUGAUACUUUGUUUGAUGUGAAUGCCAUCGUUGCUCAUGUUCUCUUUGCUCUUCUUUUUAAUGAAAUGAAAUACAUCGCCACCGUGGACGAUCUUCAGAAAAUAGAAAAUGCUCUGAAAGGAAAAGCAAACAUUGCAUUUUCAUAUGUAAAAGCCAUUGGAACACCAGAGCACAGAGCAGUCAUGGAAGCUGCUUUUGUAUAUGGGACCACAUACCAAUUUGUCUUAACUACAGAAAUCACCCUUUUGGAAAGUAUUGGCACUGAGAAUAUAGAAUAUGCACAUCUCUACUUUUUUCAUUGUAAACGAGUCUUGGACUUGACCCAGCAAUGUAGAAGAACAUUAAUGGAACAGUCACUGACUACACUGAACAUUCAUCGAUUUAUUAAGAUAAUGGAAGCACCUUUUCUGACUGAAGUUGCUGAAGAACCUCAACAAGUUUCAACUGUUCAUCUCCAACUAGGAUUGCCACUGGUUUUUAUUGUUAGUCAACAAGCUACAUAUGAAGCUGAUAGAAGAACUGCUGAAUGGGUUGCUUGGCGUCUUCUGGGAAAAGCAGGAGUUUUACUCUUGUUAAGGGACUCUUUGGAAGUGGACAUUCCUCAGCAUGCUAAUGUGGUCUUCAAAAGAGCAGAAGAGGGAAUGCCAGUGGAAUUUUUGGUGUUACAUGAUGUUGAUUUAAUAAUAUCCCGUGUGGAAAACAAUAUACAUACUGAGGAAAUACAAGAAGAUGACGAUGAUGACAUGGAAGAUCCAGAUAUGGACAUUCUAGAUAUUCAGGAUGAUGAGGUGGAAGAAACUGUUUACAGAGAUAGGAAGACACAGUUAUCUUUGGAACUUACAGUGGAACUAACAGAAGAGACAUUUAAUACGACAGUAAUGACUUCUGACAGUAUAGUGCUUUUCUAUGCUGGCUGGCAAGCAGUAUCCAUGGCAUUUCUGCAAUCCUAUAUUGAUGUGGCAAUUAAAUUGAAAGGCCAAUCCACUAUGCUGCUUACUAGAGUAAACUGUGCAGAUUGGUCUGAUGUAUGUACUAAGCAAAAUGUUACUGAAUUUCCUGUUGUAAAGAUAUACAAGGAAGGCAAGAAACCAGUAUCUUACGCUGGUAUGUUAGGAACUGAAGAACUCCUAAAAUUUAUCCACCUUAACAGGAUUUCAUGCCCAGUGACCAUAACAUCUGUCCAAGAAGCAGAAGAAUAUUUAAGUGGGAAAUUAUAUAAAGACCUGAUCUCCUAUUCUAGUGUGUCAGUACUGGGAUUAUUUAGUCCAACCAUGACAACAGCAAAAGAAGAUUUCACUGAAGCAGGAACCUACCUAAAAGGAUGUGUUAUCACUGGACUUUAUUCUAAAGAAGAUGUUCUGAUACUGUCAAAUAAAUACUCUGCGCCUCUACCAGCCCUGCUGCUUGCCAGACACAAAGAAGACAAAAUAGAGAGCAUUCCAUUAGUUAACACCCACGUUCAGGACAUAGUUCAAAUAAUAACAAAUGCAUUCCUGGAAACAUUUCCAGAAAUCACUGUGGAAAAUCUUCCCUCAUAUUUAAGACUUCAGAAACCAUUACUUAUUUUGUUCAGUGAUGGUAACAUAAAUCCUCAAUAUGAAAAAACAAUAUUGAAGCUGGUAAAAGAUGAGCACUUGGAUUCACUUACCCCUUGUUGGUUAAAUCUCAAGAAUACUCCUGUGGGGAGAGGAAUCUUACAAGUGUAUUUUGACACCCUGCCUCCCCUUCCUCUUCUUGUUGUUGUGAAUUUGCAUUCAGGUGGACAAGUAUUUGCAUUUCCUUCAGACCAGGCUAUAACAGAACAAAAUCUUUUAUUGUGGCUUAAAAAAUUAGAAGCAGGACUAGAAAGUCAUAUCAAAAUUUUGCCUGCUCAGGAAUGGAAACCACCUCUCCCUGCAUAUGAUUUUUUAAGUAUGAUGGAGACUGCAUCUCAGCAUCCUAUGAGGAAAGCUCCUGAGUGUGUGAAAGAAACUGAUGCGCAGGAGAAUGGUAAUGGACAGCAUGAAGACAAAUCAACAACCAUAAAAGAGCCCUUGGAAACAUUGAGAAUAAAGCAUUGGAAUAGAAAUAAUUGGUUUAAAGAAGCAGAAAAAACAUUUAGACGUGAUAAUAAAGAAUUAUAGUGCUCAAAAAUGAGCUAAUUUCAUAAGGUUGUCAAAAGCCUUCCAAAAUCGUUUUGGCUUAUUUGGUAGACUUUUUAUCUCAUUUGAAAAAAUAUGAAAUUAUUUCAAGUUUAUAGACCAGUGCUGUCCAAUAGAAAUAUAAUGUGGACCACAUAUGUAAUUUAGAAUUUUAUAGUAGCCACAUUAAAAACUAAAGAGGAGCAAGUAAAAUUACUUGGAAUAAUAUAUUUUAUAUCAAAUCUUCAAAAUCCAGCCCAAAUUGUACUUAAUUGAAGCAUUUCACUUCAGAAGUGGGUGUAUUUUAAGUGCCAAUAGCCACAUGUGGCUAAUAACUACUGUUUUGGAUAGCUCAUCUUGACACAAAAGCUGGUAUAAUUAACUUGGUUCUAGCCAUGGUAUAUUUUGAACUAAAAUACCAAUGUAAUUCAAAUCACAGCUGACUUCUCAAUAGCCUCCUUCAGCUGGUAAUUGAUUUGUUUUGUUGUAGUCAUGAUGUUUCUGGUUUCUUAACCAGGGAGCAGUUAUGCCCUUUAUCCCUACCAGGGGACAUUUGACUUAUGUCAAGACACAUUUUUGAUUGUUGUGACUAGGGGUGCUACUAGGGUGCUGUUAGCAUCUAGCGGGUAGAGGCCAGGGAUGCUGCCAAACACCCUACAGUGCAUUGAGCAGCCCCCACAACAAAGAACUUACCCUGCCUGAAUGUCAGCAGUGCCAAGGUUUUGAAUAACUGCUAAACUAACCUGUGUGACAGAGUGUAUGCCCUGAAUUUUCUGGUUCUACUUAGUUAUCAUAUUUGAAAAACUCAUGGAUAUUAAAGAUAAAUAUUAGGUGGCCUUAUACUGAUUAUUAUCUGGAUACCUUUUCUUAAACAUUUGAUUUUUAUAAUAUUUUUAAAAAGUAAUGAGACAACUCUAAAAAGGACUCAGUGAGAUAUAUAUGCAUAUGUGUCACUAAUAUGUGUUCUAUUAUAUGCAGUGGAACAUAUAAUAGGAUACAGUAUAUAUUCUAUUACACAUAUUGCAAAUGGUUCUCAUAUAUAUAAAAUACUCAUAUAUAUAGUUAAGAGAAUCUUAAAAUGUGUUCUUAUUUCUCUAAGUUAUAUUGCCUACAUUCAGUUUGAACAGGAAUUAAACAUUUUCCUCAUAUAAAGAGAGAUUCCUUCAUCUGAACCAUGCAGGAAAUCCACCCUUGUAAGCUUUGGUCAAAUCAGUACAUCUCUCUGGGCCAUCAGAUGUGUGUAUGUGUAUAUAUACGUGUGUGUGUGUGUGUAUGUAUAGAAAGCAAGAUUAGCCCAAAAUUAAUUUCCCAUUUCAAGCACUUGUCAAACUAGUCUGUUUGUAGCAGUUGUCUCAUUUUUGCUUUGUAUUUUUGAAAUGUCUCACUGAAUACCUAGUACUCCACUGUAUUUCUCCUUGCAUUAUCUACUUGCUUUAUCUUUUCCUUGAAAUUUUCUUCGCAUAUGUUUUGGUUAAUAUAGCUGAAUUUCAUAAAUGGUGUUUUUAAAAAGUCAUAAGCAACUAAAUUUCAAAAAAUAUUUCAUUGUAACAUCAUUUGCUACUCUCAACACUCCCUCCUUCAUUUUCAUCCUAUAGCAUGUAAUGCCUUAUUAUUUCAGUUCAUUCUCAUUUGUUUUUAUUUCUAACAUGGAGAUAUGAAGGUGACAUCUAUAUAGAGUUUGUAGUAACAAAACAUCAUCAGCCUAGCAUAGGAAAUGUUAGCUUACUACAAACUCAUAAAAACAUUAAUGAAAUCAAUUAGUCAUUGUACCAUAACCAGCAAUUUUAACAGUCAUUAAUGCAGUUUCUUUUAAUGAUUUUAAAUAAAGUGUCUGGAUAUCAGGCUACCUUCAAAAACUUCCUCAGCCUCUGUCAUGCCCUUUAUUAGACCACUUACCCUGUAUCAGUAGGGUUUUCUUGGUUGCAGACAACAGAAUUUACACUUCGGUUGUACUUAAGAAAAUCUAGUAUUGGGUAACUCACAGAGUUAGGAGAAAACUUAAACCAUAUUUUGAAAAGAUAAGGACCAAGACUGUCCUGGGAUUUACAUAGGAGAAACUAAUAGCUCAGUGAUGAAUCAGUCCCAAAUGUUUUUUUUUUUCUUUCAUGACUGAGGGAGCCCUGGGAAAGUUAGGGGAAGAGGAGGCAAGCAUUUUAAUUGGCAGCCCUAACAAGACUUCCACCAUCUAAAAGAGAGUAAGUGGGGGGUGCAAUUGUAUGGGGAAUAUAACCAAAAUGAAAAUGCAUACAUUGUGAAAAAAUGAAAAAUGAUGUAAGAAUUAUAUAAAGUAAAAUAUUAAAAAAAAAGAGGUCAAUCUUCCAAAAGAAGUCUAGAUUCUGUUUAGUGGAGGGAAAAUAACAGGGAAAUGGAAAACUCAUGUGUGAAGCCUCAAGAUACUACUUAACUGUUCUUCAAUCUAUUGUGUCCUUUUCAGGUCUUUCUGCUGCAUCCCUGUUCACUUUUUGAGAGCUUCAAAAGCCCGCUACGCACAAGUGGCAUACUUUUCUUGUAUGUCCCUCUGAUCCUCUAAUAGUUGAUGGCCAGUGCAUAUGCACACUUUGCACUCAUAAUACCCCAUUCUUCAUGAAUCAUUUUUACCCUUUUCUGUCUCAACUAUGCUAGAAGGUGAACACCUUUGGUCUGUUGCUUUCAGUGCAUGUGAUGAAAUAUUUCAUGGACUGUUUCUCUAAACUAUUGGAGCUCACCACUCAAGCUUAUCCUUUUAAGAACUGAUUUAGUAUGUAUAAACUGAACAAUCAGUGUUUACAGAUCAUUCAGUGUCUACCUUUGGUAACAGAAAAUAAUCAAACAGGUAUACUUUGGGAAUUGUGCUUCCACUUAAUAUAGAGAAAGCUGCAAUAGAAUGUUAUUCCCAUCCUAAUAAGAAAAAGAUAGGACUUUUCUUACACUCAUCAAGGAAGGCAGCCAAAGGAACUAAAUUCCAGAAUGACAAGGUCUUUUGGGAAGAAACAGGAUACAUGAACUGUUUCACAUUUGGCACAGAAUAGGAAGCUGCUACUAAAGCAGAUGAGACAUUGUCAAGAACUUGGGAGAGUUUAUUGUCUGAUCUCAUUAUAGCUUGAGUGUUAAGGCUCUUGUGCCUUGCCAAUAGUGUUCAGUUUUUGCUCCAUAGCUCAAAUAGUACAGCAAAUGUGAGACUGUCAUCAGGGGGAUAAAGCCUUGAGGAGCUUUUGAGCUGAAUACCCCAAAAUCUCUGAAGGGAGGGUGCUUAAGUAAACGUGAGGGCCAAGCUACAUUCACUUUAUGCAAAUGAGGUUUUCAGUUAGUGCAGUUCUGAUUUGUGGAAAGUUUGUCAAGCAGUGAUUGGUCGAGUUUCAAUCCCGGGUGAGGUUUACAAGUGUGGUUUCAUUUCUUCUUGGGCUGUGGACACCCCAACAUGCCUGGGCACCUGGACAAACUUGGGACCUGACCAACAACCCUCUAGCACUGGUUGUUACCCAAACUUGGGAUGGCUCGAUGUUUACCUUUUUUAAAAUUUUAUGUAUCAAGUUUAAAAUUUUACUGUAACUACAAGUUAUAAGUUCCUGGGUCAGACUAUUACUCAUUGUAACAGUGUUCAUCAGAGAUCAUUUUUGCUGAUGCCCUGAUAUCCAAUCCUAUAGCGCAAGAAGAAAAGAGUCCAAACACCUAGAUCCCAAAUCUCUAAUAAUGGGUAUUAAAUGCUGGAGAGAGACAUCUUUAUUAGAGUGGAUAGCAAUCAAAGCUAUAUCUCUUCUAGAGAGAAAUACUCUGUAUUUUCCCUUGGUGUUGGUUAUGUAAAUAGCCUUGAAAAAUAGUCUAGAACAAAGGCACACAGAAGAAUGACAUGACAUACUCAAUAUGCUAAAAAAAAACUUCUAAACAAGAAUUCUAUAUCCAUCAAAAUUAACAUUCAGAAUUGAAGGUGAGAUUAAGAGUUUCCCAGAUAAGCAAAAGCUAAAGGAAUUCAUCACAUAAAAUCAGCCUUGUAAGAAAUGUUAAAGGAACUUCUUUAGAGUUAAAAAAUAGAAGGAAAGAAAGAAAAUGAAAGAAAGAAAGAACACUAUAAGACAACACAUUUUAAAAACUCACUUGAAAGGGUACACAGUUCAAGUGGAUCACUUACAAUGGAAGCAUGAAGAUUAAAAGACAAAAGUAGUAAAAUUAACUAUAACCACAGUAAUUAUUCAAGGAAUACAUACAAGAUAUAAAAUGAGGCAUCAAAAAUACAAAAUGCUGGGGGGAGAAAGUUGAAAAAUGUAAUGUUUUGGAAUGUGUUCAAAGUUAAGAAGUUAUCAACUCCAGACACUACAUUAUACACAUAAGAAUGUUAGAAGUCCAAAAGAGAAAGAUAAUACUAUAUGGCCUCACAUACAUGUGGAAUCCAAAAAACUGAACUCAUAACAACAUAGAACAGAUUGUUGGUUGUCAAAGAAGUGGGUAUAGGAAAUGGGUAAAGGUGUCAAAAUGUACAAAUUGCCAGUUAUAAGUUGUGGGGUGUAAUGUAUGUUGAUGAUAGUGGAUAAUACUCUACUGAUCGUGUAUUUGAAAGUUGCUAAGAGAACAGAUCUUAAAAGUUCUCAUCCCAAGAAAAAAAUUGUAACUAUGUGAGGUGAUGGAUGUUAACUAAACUUACGGUGGUGAUCAACAUAAAUCAUUAUGGUGAAUUCCUUAAGCUAAUACAUUAUGUGUUGAUUAUUAUUCAUAAAACUG